AUGAAGAGCAAUACCACUUCCGGUCUUCACCUUUCGGUCUGCGUAUCCGUCUGCGCGUUAAUGGUCAUAUUCUCUGUCACUGACCUGGCUUACGCUAAGCGCGGUUGUUCAGCGUUUGGCCAUUCCUGUUUCGGUGGGCAUGGGAAGAGGUUUGAUCCACAUAUACGCGACAACGUGUUGCAAGAAAACGACGGUGCAUCUGGUGUAAGACAUCAAGAGAUGGAGGCUUUGCUUUUGAACAACGAGAUAGUUGCGCCAGAGAAAAAGUUCGAGAGCCAAUCUGAGAUAGUUCUUCCUCAGUCGCGUCGUCGGGUUUCCCCGAUAUUGGAUCCCUUCACGUUGUCCUUCAUCAUUCGACAAUUGUUGGCGUCGAACCAUCGCCCUUAUCAACCGGAUGUGGAGCUUAAUAAGGAAUAG
Messenger RNA from Eufriesea mexicana, 417 nucleotides. RefSeq lists its product as uncharacterized. Bases 1 to 417 code for a protein of 138 amino acids. Lineage: Eukaryota; Metazoa; Arthropoda; Insecta; Hymenoptera; Apidae. The record is from RefSeq and is a predicted model, not a curated record. The transcript has 3 exons.